AUGAAAGGAAAGGGGCUUUUUCCUUUCUUUUUCAGCAAGAAAGCCGUACUGAAGAAGAUUUGCACACUUUGUAAGAAAACUACCGGAAAGAAUCUGGAAGCUCGAUCGGCCGUGGCCGUUAUCAGUUCUGUGCAAUCUGACUUGACCUUGCCUAAUGUGUUGUUUGAAUGUUUACUUUUGUCCCUAGCGCUAUUCAUCAUGGCCGAUCAAUUCUCCUAUCCCGGAAUGCAACAACAGGCACAUCCCGGCGGCUAUCCUCAAUUCCACUAUCCAACGGCUAGCGGCGAUCAAAACGCGCAGCUUCUGCAGGGUUACGCUCUGCCCCAGCAAGGAAAUGCUGGUGCGGGGGCAGUUCCAGGGGCCAUGUUUGGUGCACAGUCGGCUGCGUCAUACAGCUUCGAUCAGUCGGCUGGUGGUUAUACUCAGUCCUCAUCAGUGCCGGUUUGCCAAGUGGGUCCUGGUUCACAGGUACCAAUGCAGCCAGCGGCCGGAGGCUUCGCAUACCCGGAUUUUUCCGGUUCUUUCAAUCAGUAUGCAGGAAUGGGACAGAAUGUCCCUCCCGGUCUAGCAGCAAUGCAGGCUGAUAUGCAACAGUUUGGGCCCCUGAUGACUAAUGCCUUUGGCCAACCAAUGUCUGCCAAUGGUGCGAUAUUGGAAGCAAUCGCGCACGAGCAAGGUCUUGCUGGUGAGUAUCAUGUUCAUCUCACACUAUGGCGUGUUUAG
This is a messenger RNA of Echinostoma caproni, 723 nucleotides long. The record is from the annotation of a GenBank genome assembly. NCBI's taxonomy places the organism in Eukaryota, Metazoa, Platyhelminthes, Trematoda, Plagiorchiida, Echinostomatidae.